Engraulis encrasicolus (European anchovy) is the source of this 3899-nucleotide messenger RNA. Its product is annotated as nuclear body protein SP140-like. The record is from RefSeq and is a predicted model, not a curated record. Gene Ontology annotation, cellular component: nucleus. NCBI's taxonomy places the organism in Eukaryota, Metazoa, Chordata, Actinopteri, Clupeiformes, Engraulidae. Gene Ontology annotation, molecular function: GTP binding; DNA binding; protein binding. The transcript is spliced from 16 exons. Gene Ontology annotation, biological process: regulation of transcription by RNA polymerase II. Bases 449 to 2761 code for a protein of 770 amino acids.
UACAUUGGUUUCACAGCAAAGCGAUGUUAAACUGUUCAAGGAUUUAAAAUUAUGCCACUUCCGGUAUAAUACUAGCGUGCAUACACACAGCGUUGUAUUUUUGUCCGCAGAGGAUACUCAUUUCUGAACAUUCGUAAGUAGCGGGGCUUCAAAGUCUUCAAAAUGAUUUGGCUUACUUUAACGUAACAACGUGUGAAAGACGGCAAUGACCAUGUCACUGUUGGUCAAGAGUUCUCGCAUGCGUUCUUCAUGAUUUGAGUGCAAGCAAGCUUCCUCAUGUGAAAAUCGCAUGUCGUGAUUGGAGAGUUCUAACCUAAACAAUCAAUGAGUUCACCAGUAUUGAAACGUAACGUGUAACUAUGUAACUAUGCGUUCAUUCUUUGAAAUGACUGCCACACACCUCUUGAAUUUGCGAUGAAGACGUGAAAGUUUGGGAGUUGGAGGAGACAUGACGAAAGAGGUGAAAAUUCUUCUCUGUGGGGGCACGGGGGUCGGGAAGAGUGCUGUGGGUAACACCAUUGUAGGUAGCAAGAAGUUUCUUAGUGGAACAAGACCUCACCCUGUUACAUUAGUGUGCGAAACUGCUUCGGCAGUAAUUCGCGGGAGGACUGUCACUGUAAUUGACACACCAAGUAUCGAGGAGCCCGGGCUGGAAGCAGAGUUUCAACGCUGCAUCAACCUCGAAUCACCCCCCGAUAUAUUUCUUAUCGUUAGCCCACUGGGCUAUCAUGGGGGUAAAGCUUUGAGGGCGUUAAAUAUUCUACAGACUGUCUUACCCGGACACCCGGUUGACGAUUACACCAUCCUGUUGUUCACCGGAGGAGAUAGGCGUGAAGAGAUAAAUGAAAGUACGACAAAGCGAACGGACGAUGCCGAGAUGCAGGAAUUAUUGACUCGCUGUUGCAACAGGCAGCUCACCUUCAACAAUGAAGUCAACGACCGCCUGCAGGUGUCACAACUGGUGGUCACCAUGAACAGUUUAUUGCACAAGCGUGGCCUUUCAACCAAUGAUGGUGGCAGUGGGAACUCGAGGAAAAGGAAUGCAGACGAGACCAACGCGAGGAAAAGGAGUGUGGAGGAGGCAUUAGAGGAACUUGACAUCUGGAAUUGGAAGCAAUACUCAACACAUCUUCCUGUGUUCUGUGGUGACACCGAAGGCAUGCUCCAUAGGGACAAAAUGGCUAAAGGCGAGAGCUGUAUUCAAGUCAAUGGCAAGUGGUAUACUCCCACGAAAUUUGAGGCGCUUGCCGGAAAGGCUUCCCACAAGAAGUGGAGGAAGUCCAUCCGCUGCCAACAUGUCACCCUCCAUCAGCUCAUUGAGGAUGGACAUCUGGCAUGCCCCUUGUUUCCAAAGAAAAAUACUGAUGCAAACCAGGGUGAGUUUCCUAUGUGGGCUCCUGAUGGGUCCCUUAUUGAAUCUGAAGAGUACCAGCUGAUUCUAACAGGAUCAGAGGGAAGUGAAAUUCAUACAGACAAGCUGAUGGCUGAGAAGGCCACAGUGGACGAUAUCAAAAUGGCCAAACUGAAAGAAUCGUCUCUGACUGCCACGAGCAAAAAGGCGGUGCAGACUUCUCAGAGGAAUCAACCUUCUGUUUCAGAGUCGCCCAAAAACUCAAAUGUGAAAACGGGAGAUGAGAAGGAAUCAUCUCCUGUCACGAGUAAAAAGGUAGCUGGGACUCCAAGGAAGACUCGAUCUGCUGUUGCAGAGUCCCUUAAAAACUCAAAGGUGAAAAUGACGGAGUUCAAAGAGGCGUCUCUUACUCUGACAAGUAAUAAGGUGGCUGGGACUCCUCAGAAGAAUCGACCCGCUGUAUCAGAGUCUCCCAAAAACUCCAAGUCUAAGGCCAGAAGUAAAAAGGAGAGAGCAAGUGAGAGAAGCAAGGCCAGGACCUCUCCAUUGCAGAAGGAGGUCAUCAAGGAAAAUGGCAUUCACGAUGGCCUGGACAUGACUCAGUUUCAGAACAGCACUUUGCCAGUCACAUGCAGAAGAGUGGUUGGAAUUCUGCAUAAGAAUCGUUUUUCCUCAGGGGCAACAGGCAAAUGCAUCAGGACUGCGGGUCGAUGGAUGACCCCCGAGGAGUUUGUGGAAGAGGGAGGCCUGAGGGACGGCAAGUGGAGACGUGAUAUCAUCUGCCAUGGCCAACCCCUCGCCACACUUAUUGAGAAAAAUAUCCUGCAACUUCAUUCUCCACUUUGUGAAUGUGAGGUGUGCACGUGUGAUGACCCGUCGGAGCAGAACAACGACGACCUGUGCUUCAUCUGCAGCCAGGACACUGAGCUGGUGUGCUGCGAUGGCUGCCCACGCUCCUUCCACCACGCCUGCCACCUACCUCCCCUGGGGCAGAACCUAGGGGAGCGGUGGAUGUGCACCUUCUGCAUCGUGGAGAAGUCUAACGAGCUGUGCCAUCGCACCAUGACCAUGACUGAGGCCAUGGAGAGCUCCGUCAUGAUCAACAGGCUGGCAUGCCAGUAUCUGCUGUUGUACCUGCUGAAAGAAGAUCAGGAUCUUAUUUUCAUGCAGGACCCUCGUCUCACGAUUCCAAACUAUGGGUCUGUGGUGAGCAACCCCAUGUGGAUAGAUAAGAUCAUCUCCAAGCUUACUCAAGGGGACUACAGCACAGUGGAGCAGUUUGCCUCUGAUGUUCGACUCAUUUUCAACAACUGCGCUAAGUAUAACAGGAAUAAUGAAUAUGGGAAGAUGGGCUUGAGACUAUGCAGAAUGUUUGACCAGAAGCUGAAGACUGCCUUCAAUAUUAGAUAAUGACUCUUCGUCUGCACCAUCCUCCAGUCCCCUGCUCCCCAUUGGGCACCCCAUAGUGCCAUCUUGUUGCAACCUAAUGGUACAGAUGUCACUCAGUGACACGUUGAUUGACUGGUUGUCCACCAUUUUUGUUCUUUUCAGAUUAACGUCAACAAUCGGUUGUCGACCUUUUUUAUUGUUUUUUUAUUUACUGCACAAAGACUCAUGACCGGAAACUGCACAGGAGGUGUUGGACUCCUUUGACAGGAAGUGAUAAUGAUCAUGAAGCUUUUGCUAAUGUCGGAGCUAGACUAUCAUAGAGGCUCCAGUAUCUCUAUGACUGUAUACAAGCAUUACCUGUAAACACUCAGGUCUGUGUGGUUGUAAUAAUUGUAAUCUCAUUGUAAUUAUGUUCAUUAUGCAGAUCUUAUGUAUGAAAAGGCCUUAAAAGUCUUACGGAGGCUAUUCAAACUAGCAAAAAUGUCCAAGAGGGGCUGUUCUUUUGUGUGGAUAUUUUAUUUUCCUUCAUUUUUUGAAAAAAAAAAAAACUUCAAACAAAUGGAACCUCUACUUUAUCAUGUUGUAGACCCUAUUCAUUUUUUGUGGUUUGUGUGUUGAUUUUUUGGUUAUUAUUAUUUAACUGAAGAAUACGUUUUACAGAUUCAGUUUACCAAGUUUGAUUCAUUCCAUAUCUUUACCCAUACUCGAGGAAAUGGGUAGCUCUAAAGAAAAUUUGUUACAUUUGUUUCUUUUUCCAAACUGAAUUGAGCUAGGCCUAUGUAUUCUAAUAUUUGUUUUGUGAAAUGCAAGUUAUACUUUCAAGAGUGCUAAUAAACACACAUUGGAAUACGAAAGCCAUAUUUGUUGCAUAAAAUGCAUGUUUGUUUCAUCACUCAGUCAGAAAAACUAUGCACACACACUCAUGACGUAGCAACUACAGCAGACAGACACUUUCCUUUCCACAAUAUGCGCUGAGUCGUCGGCUGUGGGUUUCAGUUUCCCACGCGCGACUGUCUUCUUAUAGCCUAUGUUUGUUUGUGUGACUGUUGCACUGUUCUGAAAUGUGGUGCAUAUAAGACUGGGGCUGUAUAAACACAUCCAAUGAGCUUGCUGUUUUCCAGAAUAUUCUUCGCCAAAUGCUGCCAACGCCUAGCCUAUU